GUAUAUUACCUAUACUAUCAAGAAUUAUUCAAAAGCAUCAAAUCGUUAACAAAGUGUGCCCUAAAGAAUAAAACAUAAAUCACUGUAAAAAAUCAUAGAAACUAAAGGAAAAUAGGUAAAUACAGAAGUGGUGCCAGUAAUAAUCGGAGCACUGGGGUGAGUCCCAAACUGGGAGAGUGGCUCCACCACAUUCCAGGUACAACAUUGAAAGUCUCUGUCCAGAAGAGUGCAGGCUUGGAACAGCUAAGAGAUUGUGCAGAACCCUCAACUCCCAGACCUCUGGAGGACCUGAGCUUGAGGAUGACACAUACCACCCCACCAAGCGUGAGUAUGUAAAUUAAUGAUCUGAGAUGCUGCAUUGACAUAGGCCUACUUUUUUUGUGUGUGACAUUUUUGGAGCAUCACUGACAGUUGUGUGGGUUUGAAUGUGCACAACAUGCUUUUAUAUAGUGAUCCCAUGAGUUGGUCCGACAGGUCUGCACGUUUUUAUCUUCAUCUUUCUGCUGUCAUAAUUGAGCCAUCUCCCAUUCUUCCUGUUUGUGAACACACAUUGUACUUGCUAAUUGAAAGCCUUGUCUCCUGUCUGCAUGCCUGUACUGAUGGGGAUCUAGGCCACCUCAGCUUUUCAUGCUUGGCUCACCAGUCUUACGUACAUCUAACAUUGUUGCAAGGUCGCCGAACUUGUCACACCACCAUAAACACCUAUUUGAAAUAUGUGCAGAUAUAGUAUGAACAUUCCUUGGGGAUCCAAAGAUGACAGCUUUCUGUAGAUAUGGUACUUAAUGUUUUACAGCUUUAAAUCUCCACUACUGCAAGACUUAAAUGUUACAACAGGCUUUUGUUUUUUGUUUUAACUGUGGUCAUGUCUGUAAUCCAUGAUUGGAGCAGCAGGGAGGUCAGGUGCGCUGAGUUCAAAAUUUCCUCCUCUCCAUGCACUACCAGGCCUGUUGAAGUACCUUUGAGCAAAGCACCAGCUCCCAGUAUUUAAAAACCAAUUUGCUUAGAGGUGGGCAACCAAAAAAACAAUUUCCUUGCUGAGGGCAACAAAGACGCUUCAGUGUUUGUGAUCACAUCUCUCCACUUUUGUAAGGAUCUGUGAACUUGCUCCCUCUGCUGGAGAAUUACUUUACUGCAAGUCAAAUAAACGGCUAACGCGGUGCAUCAUCCUUCUGUUCUGGGUAAGUCACAAAAUAUUACGUGCAUGUUGCAGUUGGUGAUUUUGUGCCAAAAUGCUGGAGUCUGCUACAGAGCGGCGCCACCAACAGUCUGAGUCCGGUCCAAAUGUAGGCUGCAAGUGGCCCCACCACUGCUGAUCUCGGUUGCCCCAACCGUGACAUCAGCCCUCUCUCUGGUCAUUGGCUGCUGACUGUCAGGCCAUCCUCUUCACGACAUGUAAAACCUCAGCGUGUUCACACUCCCAGUGAGAGCUCAGACACGUCUCUGUGGCCUGCCAGACUGUUUGAGUUCGGCACUUGCAAACAUGUGCAACACAGAGGACUUGUUAACUACAGUGGCCUGAUGUUGUUGCUGUUGCUGGCCGCUUUUCAGGAGAUCAUUUGGUAGAAUGAAAUGAUUCAGAAAAAGGAUGAAUGUGCUUAGGAUUUACAUUUUUGAUUGUCAUCAUGCCCACUUUCCAGCAGCCUAUGCUCAGGCGUUUGCAUUUGUGUAAAAACUGGGUUUCAAACAUAGAGCACAUAGGCCUAACGUUAAUACUUUGCUCUUGAGAAAUGACUAGUGUUGAUUUGCCUAGAGAAUAGGCAUGACUGCGCGUUUUAGUUGAGGCUUUCUGUGAAGGGAUCAUUUAUUGUGUAGCGUAGGCUAUAUGAAAUGCUAAAACAACAUGAAGUGUGGAGUGGGUCCUGCGGUUGUCUCAUUUUACUAUUUUACUUGUCAUGCCACUUUAAAUCUUAUUCCAAAAACAUCCCUCAGAAGCCCCCCCCCCCAACUCCAAAUCACCUUCUUCUCUAAUCCUAAUUUGCACACAAGAAGAUCGCUAAAGGACUGCCUGUGCCGAAGGAAAGGGUCCUAAGGGUCAGACAGGGUUAUUGGGGAAUAACUCUUCAUCCAGCGUUAGGUAGGGACCGUCUGGAUUAGUGAUGCAAAUGUCCCAUACGCUAUCUGAUCAAUGGCUAGGAAAAAUCCACCUUCUAUUUUCUGAUGGAGGAACAUGACUCGGAGGAAUUCUCUCUUUGAAAUGAUCCGGGGAACUAAACAAAAGUCAUCCUGUUUUAUAUUUAGCUGAUUGAAAAUGCAGGAAAAAGUGUGCAAAUUACAAUAAUGAUUCACUAUGACCUGAUAGCAUCCUAUCAGCGACCUAAAUCAUACAUUGAAUUAGCCUAAAUGGAAAAUUAGACUACAAGUUUGUCACUUUCUUAUUUGCAGGUAUCUAUAUCGUCGCAUCUAAUUCUGCGACUAAAGGUGCACAGAUGUGGGAAAAUGGAAAUAAUAUCCCUGAUCAUCGUAAAAGUUAGGCCUACGCAUCUACCGGCAGCUGAUCCCUAAAUAAAUGAUCUUCCGAUACUUGUCGUGGCAGUGUGACCCCAUUUUAAAUGAAACUGUUAAAUAACACUUUUGAGGCAAUGCCUGUCGACUUCCGUCUCAGUAAUGGUCCUUCUGUUUCAGGGAGAUAAAUAUUGAUUCAAUCACUUUGUGAAAACAUGAAUUUCUUCCCCAAGAGCAAGCAGUAUGGGCCUUUUUUCUCUCUCUCUUAUCAAACUGACAAUUUGCCAUCCACUAAUCCCCCACAAUCAGCUGGGCAUUAGAUAGGCCGAGUUUUCUGACCAGAAAUUCAAGGGAUCACUGUUACACUUUUCCUAUAGGAUUAAACAGAUCUUCCUUUGCUCUUGAAAGGAGGCAGGGAACCUACCGUUGCCCGGCCCUGAAGGCCCAGGGUGCCCUUUUGAUCAUUUCAGUCUCUCCUUGGUACAAUACUUCUGAUUGGCCGAGAGAGUAAGAAGGGGGAAAAUCUUUAAUUAAGCAGAUAAUCUCUUGUUGGGACAAGAGCAGCUCCAUUUCAGAGUCCCCUCCUUAAAUCUUGGAAGCCCUGGUGAAGUUUCAUGUGCUGGUAGCUCAGUUUCCUCUCCAUCGUUUGACUGUCUGCAGGCUUUGGACAGGCUCAGAGUCACCAUCAUCACCCUCAGCUGACAGGAUGUUCAUGCAUUUGGAGGUUUUUUAUUACAUUUUCAUUCUCCUGACUCACAUGAGGUCAUACUGCUGUUGGUCAGUGAAUAAUUUCUUGAUGACUGGACCCAAGGCAUACCUGAUCUACUCCAGCAGUGUGGCAGCAGGAGCACAGAGUGGUAUUGAGGAGUGCAAAUACCAGUUUGCAUGGGACCGCUGGAACUGCCCCGAGCGAGCUCUGCAGCUGUCCACGCACAGCAGCCUCCGCAGCGCAAAUCGGGAGACAGCAUUCGUCCAUGCCAUCAGCUCCGCUGGAGUCAUGUACACUUUAACCAGGAACUGCAGUCUUGGAGACUUUGACAACUGCGGCUGUGAUGACAGCAGGAAUGGACAGCGGGGUGGUCACGGCUGGCUCUGGGGCGGCUGCAGUGACAAUGUUGGCUUUGGCGAGGCCAUCUCCAAACAGUUUGUGGAUGCCUUGGAGACUGGGCAGGAUGCACGGGCGGCUAUGAAUCUCCAUAAUAACGAGGCUGGACGCAAGGCUGUGAAGGGGACCAUGCAGAAAACAUGUAAGUGCCAUGGGGUAUCAGGAAGCUGCACCACUCAGACCUGCUGGCUGCAGCUGCCAGAUUUCAGGGAGGUGGGGAACUAUUUGAAGGAGAAGUACCACAGGGCUCUGAAGGUGGAUCUCCUCCGAGGAGCCGGGAACAGCGCUGCCAGCAGGGGGGCCAUCGCCGAGACCUUUAGCUCCAUCUCUCGCAAGGAGCUGGUACACCUCGAAGACUCCCCCGAUUACUGCCUGGAAAACCGCACGCUGGGCUUGCCGGGCACAGAGGGCCGCGAGUGCCUUAAGAAGGGCAAGAACUUGACCAAAUGGGAGAAGCGGAGCUGCAAGAGGCUUUGCGGGGAGUGCGGGCUGGCUGUGGAGGAGCGCAAAGCUGAGAUGGUGUCGAGCUGUAAUUGUAAAUUCCACUGGUGCUGCGCGGUCAAGUGUGAGCAGUGCAGGAAGACAGUGACCAAGUACUUUUGUGUAAAGAGAGGAGGCCAGAGGGGAAGGAACGAAAGUGCCAGUAGUCGCCGGAAGAACCUCAGACUGAGGAAGAAGCACUGAGAAUCUUCAUCACUUCUCCCCUGUUGUCGUCAUAUCUGUACCGCUGCAGCUCCUGUCAGCACUCAGACUCUCUGUGCAUUUUCAAAUAGACAGAAACUUAGCAAAAAUGCAACUUCAGCAUUUUCAUUGUCAAUUUUGUAUUAGGAAGUUAAUUGUGUGAUGUGCACAAAGCCACAAGAAAGAGAACAUGGGGGGGGCUUACAACUUUGUAGAUUUUUUUGGUAUAAAUGUAUUUAAGAUAUAUUUUUAUACUUUUUACAACAUUUUGAAAAGUCACUGGGCAUUUGAAUAGUAUUUUCUCUGACUUACACAUUCUCCAACAAGAUUUAUUUAUUUUUUUAGUUAGUUUUUGAGCGAUAGAUAUUCGGACUACUGGAGCAAUGGCAUAAUUAUUUUUUAAAAUAAUAAUUUUCAAUAACCCAUCAGGUUGUAUUCCCACGACUGCCUAAGACUGUCAGCAUAGCAGUAAUCUUCGUCUAUUCCAACUAUCACUGCCGAACUUUUUGACAUUUUUUGGGGAACCUCUGGUCUCCCGUCAUCUGGCUUGCCCUGACCUUUCCUGCCCUCUUGAUGUAUUUAAUUGUAUAUAAAAUCAAGCACUUUGUACUGUACAUUGUUAAUUUAUUGCACAGCAUCUCCUAGUUUUGCUUUAUUAUUAGUUGCCUUUGUGGUUUGUUUUCUAAUAAAAUGUAAUGAAAUAAUAAUAAAUCCGUCAAUCAUAUAUCAUUGGACCUGAAGAAAGUGUUCAUCCUUCUUUAACAUACCCCUUGAGACAGUAAUACAUGAUGGUUUGCAGUAAACACAACCUUACUCUUCACAUUGUUCACAUUG
Messenger RNA from Micropterus salmoides (largemouth bass), 5062 nucleotides. It is a transcript of the gene wnt8b, whose product is annotated as wingless-type MMTV integration site family, member 8b. Gene Ontology annotation, cellular component: extracellular region. Gene Ontology annotation, molecular function: cytokine activity; frizzled binding. Lineage: Eukaryota; Metazoa; Chordata; Actinopteri; Centrarchiformes; Centrarchidae. Bases 3149 to 4231 code for a protein of 360 amino acids. The transcript has 6 exons. The record is from RefSeq and is a predicted model, not a curated record. Gene Ontology annotation, biological process: neuron differentiation; cell fate commitment; multicellular organism development.